AUGGAGGGUCCUGAUUCUGUAUGUUCAGAUGCUGAUACAAUAGUUUCUGAAGAAUCUCAGCAAGGUGGUUCUAACUCUGAUGUACCAGGUAGUGGUGAUGAUGAAUUUAGUGGUGUAACAAGUAGCGAUGAUGAGUCCAACAAAGAAUAUAGUGCUAAAGAGUUAGAAUCUGAUACUGACUGGCAACACUCCAGUGCGUUCCAUGACGGGGGAGUGGUGAGAGUAGACGCGUCUCGGACGGUACGCUACGGUUAUAUCCACUACAAACAACGCAAGAUUCUCUUCUACUACAAAGGUAGACCAAGGAACUACCGCGGAGUUAGAGUAGUACGAUCUAGAGGGUCUGUGUUCCAAGCUGGCUCUAGAGGUUGCUACUACCACGGUAAACUAGUUCGGUUUGGUGCGAGCUGUGUAGUUACUAAGUGUAACGUGUGUAGUUGUAGUGCUAGCAACGGGUUCGCGCACCUCAAGUGCCAUACUGACAGAAAGUGUCUGCUGGAUAAUAUGAGAAGACCAGCAGUGAGGGGUAAAGGGUACGGAGUAGACGCCAGGGGCUGCAGAUACCAGGGAACUAUCAUUACUUUUGGAGCUGUCUCUAGAGUUGCUAAGUGUAAGGUGUGUGGUUGCUAUGGAACAGCCAGCUCAGCAACAGUGAAGUGUCAGAUAGACAUUGCCUGUCUAAGAGGGUACUGCUUGUACCGAGGGUAUAAGAUACCGUAUGGUAGAUCUCUGGUGGCGGGGUGUAAACUGUGUUCUUGCACCCGAGUUGGAGGACUCAGCAAAAUAAUUUGCAAAACAGACGAGAACUGCCUCAAAAGAUCAGCUAACUUCGCCUCCACAGAACCCGUUAUCACUACACCUAGCACCGACUUCAUCUCCCCUUCCCGCUCUCACUGUCUGUUUCAGGGAAACCCAGUAAAGUUCUACCACUCCAUCCUGGUCAACAAGUGCCAGUCCUGCACGUGCGUGCCGCGCCGCGCAGUCCCUACUUUCUACUGUCAUAAGACUGCUGCUUGUAGGGCCGAGACUCAAGUUGUGUCCAACACAGAGGAAGAUAAAGACAAAGUAUGUCAUUACAAGGGACACGGUUAUUACACGGGGGAGGUGGUGAAAGUGGAGCACGGCAAAACAUGUGUGUGUGCCAAAGUGGGGCCUAGUCCUGUUAUCAGGUGUCACAGAAAGCUACCAAUAUCUACACAUAUACGCUACGUAAAGCAGAAGGAACCAACUGACAGUGGUGAGAUUAGUAAGGGACACAGUGAUAAGGUCGUAGAUCAAACUGAGGAUGUCUUCAGGAACAAGUACGGUUGUUUCUACAAGGGACAGUUUGCAAAGUACGAUCACACAAUACAGCUGGGACAGUGCCACAACUGUAUUUGCAGACGCAAGCCUCACAAGAUGUUUCUUUGCCAGAAACGGGAACGGUGUGCUCCGGGUAAAGAAGAAAAGAAAGAAAAGAAGUGUGCCUGGGCCGGAGUGAGCUACACAUUAGGACAAUCCUUCAGACUACCCAAGUGUAGGGUGUGUUCCUGUGUUAGAGGCAAGGGGACUCCUGUGGUGAGGUGCCACUUUGAUGAGGACUGUAGACAGGGAGCAUCAAGACAGCUAUCAGGCAGUACGAUGACGUGUCACUACAACGGAGCAAGCUAUGCUCCAGGCUCUCUCUUCGCCACUACAACUUGCCGCACGUGCGUGUGUACCAGCAAGAACAGCCAGCCCAGGAUCCUCUGCCGGUACAACCCUCAGUGCUUUAGUGACCGGUACGUUCACUCUGACGUGCAGUAUGAUGGGGUGUUCGUUAACGGGAGGAGAGUUGCUGACAGACCUGGCAGUCCUGUUAACCCCUUCCUCCCUGAUGGCAGUGGUAGGACCUUAUCUGAUGUAUCAGGACGUCCUAAGACGAUGUCGCGUGAUCAGUUAGUUCACGGAUCUGGAGGUCCUAUUCAUCACAGCCAGGUAGAUCAGGCUCGAACUGUUCCUGUUGAGGUCCAGGAGCAACCUGUUCGUCCAGAAGGUUCUAAAGGUCCCAUUAGAACAUCGGACCACUACUUUGGUCCUAGUAGAAGACCUAUCCGACGUCCUAGUCGCCGCCCUAACCAAAGUACUGAAUCUGGAGGUCAGAAGAAACGUCCACAAAGUGUUCCCCCUAAACCAAGUAGUAAGAGUCAAGGUUCUGGUGAGGGUCAAGGUACGACCCAGCACACUGAACAGCUAGGAAAUGGAGACACUCCUCUCACUGGAGACACUCCUCUCACUGGAGACACUCCUCUCACUGGAGACUCUCCUAAGAGGGUUACAGGCCCAGUCUGCAGAUACAAAAGUCGUAACUACUCCCAACGCUCCGUCCUACAACUUAAGAAAUGUACCUUAUGUAAAUGCUCGAUGAGUGGCAAAGUGCCUGUGUUCCGUUGUAAGAACAGCUGUGUCUCCACUUCUCCCAUCAGUGGAGACUCAACUACUCGCUCCCCUCCAAGUAGUUUAAACACUUCAUCAAUGACUGGAGAGGUCCCCAGUGGGGAGGUCCCCAAGAAGAGCAGUCCUACUCGACCCACGGUGGUUAAAACUACAGAUAACUGUAUGUUGGGUGGGCAGGUUGUCACGUUUGGUAGUAAGAUCCAGUACGGACGAUGUAACCACUGUAUCUGUGUAAAGAGUAGGGAGGGUCCCCUAUUCCUCUGUGAUGAUCUUAAAGGUUGUGAGGAGGAGAGAACCCUACCCAGCGGCUCCACUACAACUCUCUACGGAGACGGCAAGGGAGUGGUGGAGGACCAGACAGGAGACAACACUGUUGUAGAGAAAGAGACAAAAGUGAUCAGAACUGUUGUUACACAGGAAAAAACCAGGGGUUGUAUGUACAGAGGGAGUCUGGUGCCGUUCUCAGGCAAGAUCAAGAUCCCACCCUGUCAGAGUUGUACUUGUGUAGAACAGGAAGGUAAACACCCUGUAUUCGUGUGUAAAGAUACUUGUAACAGUGAGAAGAAGAGCACAGGACCCACCAGAGGUGGUUACAGAGACACUGGGGGACGGACUAAUAAAGAUGACAACAGAUGGGGGUCCAGGAAACAACGGUUCCAUAUUGAUAACAAACACGACAGUAAUGACGUUCACUCUAGCAGAUUUGGUCAUUUCCGACACGGGCCACCUCAACAUUUUGAUAAAAACAGUAAACCUGCCACUCCAAAUAAUUCAAAACAAGAAACCAAGAUAUUCGAGUUCUCCAAAACGGUGGACGCUGGAGUGAGUGAUGGUUCCAGCACGUGGAGCACAGCUGCUGAUAAGAGAAGAAACACUCCCAUUACAACGGGGGGUAUACAGAUAGGGUACGCUAGUAACCCUUCGAUCGGGGAGAGCAACACUCGGGACAUCAUCAACACUCACAGUGAAGGGUACCGAGCAUAUGGGUUUGGUAGAGUAAAGAGAACCAAGUUUGGAAGGGGAUAUGUGGUCAGCGAGGAUAGGGGAGAUUCUGUCUGCAGUUACGGAGGAAUCACAGUGCCAGUAGGUAGCCGAGUGUUCAUCUCCAGCUGUAAGCUGUGUAAGUGUGUACAGCCCAUCUCUCCUCAUCAUGGUCCUAGACUCGUGUGUUACUGGAGAAAACAGUGUGUUAGAACCGCUCCUGUGCCAGGAUGUCACGUGAGUGGUGUGGUUGUACCCCGGAACCAGCAGUACAGCGUGGGAAGGUGCACUGCUUGUAGUUGUCAUUACGGUUUCAACGGCUUUCAGGCCUCCUGCUCGCGUGAUCACCAGUGUGACGCCUCUCAAUCCAGACGAGUGUCCAGGUUCCAGGUCCCUACGGAGCUACCAGUAGAGGAGUACGAGGACCCAAAGUUUAAGUCUGGGUGUAGACUAAAUGAUGGGAAUGUGGUAAUGGAGGGGGACAGUCUCCUCGACAAGGGGAACUGCAGGACAUGUCGAUGUAGCAGACAGAGACUAAGUUGUGAGAAGAGGUCGUGUGGUAGUGUUAAACAUGCUGCAGGCUGCUUUCUCGGUGAUCAUCAGAUCAAACAAGGCAGUCACAUAGGCCGAGGCUGUAAGAGGUGUACUUGUAAUGGUUUCGGAGUGUUCGUCUGCAAGUUCGAUUACAACUGUGUGACAAGACACACCCGUCCCUCUCUGAACUGUUUCACCGGAGAACACAAAGUACCACACGGUACCACGGCUAAUAUCGGCUGCAAGACCUGCUCUUGUCGAAGAGGACAGCUUACUUGUCAUCAUAGAACAGCCUGUUCUGGUGGACAUGCAUCAAACCCACCACAAAACCCGCCGCAAAACCCGCCGCAAAACCUGCCCCAAAACCUGCCGCAAAACCCGCCGCUAAACCUGCCCCAAAACCAGCCCCAGAACCAGCCCCAAAACCUGCCGCAAAACUUGCCCCAAAACCAGCCCCAAAACCUGCCGCAAAACCCGCCCCAAAACCAGCCCCAAAACCUGCCGCAAAACCCGCCCCAAAACCAGCCCCAAAACCUGCCCCUAAACCUGCUAAAGAGCCCUCAAAGCCCCACGAAAAGGAUGAAGAAGAAAAGAGAGAAGGAGAAGGAGAAGGAGAAGAAGAGAAAGGAGGAGAGGGGGAAGAAUAAAGAGAAAGGGAGGUAGAAAGAGAGGAAUAGAUAAAUUCUAAAGGUCGUCCAAACAUCAGCCGAGCGCAUAUAUUUCGUAUCAGUCUCUGGAAUGUUACGUGAUUAAAGCUAGAAACUGUCAAACAGAAAUUGCUGAAUUUUCAUUAGAGAAACGUUGUAUACUGUCCUAAAAAUUAAGUUUUAACUUUUACCGAUUGAUCGUGUAAAGAUUUGACUAUUGCAAUAUUUUCUAAGAUGCAACUUUUAAUCAUUGAAUGGGAAUUUUCUAUGAUCUUUGAUAUCUCUG
Messenger RNA from Bolinopsis microptera, 4863 nucleotides. RefSeq lists its product as uncharacterized. The transcript is spliced from 26 exons. Lineage: Eukaryota; Metazoa; Ctenophora; Tentaculata; Lobata; Bolinopsidae. Bases 1 to 4593 code for a protein of 1530 amino acids. The record is from RefSeq and is a predicted model, not a curated record.